Scylla paramamosain (green mud crab) is the source of this 3223-nucleotide messenger RNA. RefSeq names its product beta-hexosaminidase subunit alpha-like. Gene Ontology annotation, biological process: ganglioside catabolic process; carbohydrate metabolic process; glycosaminoglycan metabolic process. The record is from RefSeq and is a predicted model, not a curated record. The transcript is spliced from 14 exons. Gene Ontology annotation, molecular function: beta-N-acetylhexosaminidase activity. Lineage: Eukaryota; Metazoa; Arthropoda; Malacostraca; Decapoda; Portunidae. The coding region runs from base 641 to 2563 and encodes 640 amino acids. Gene Ontology annotation, cellular component: membrane; lysosome.
CGCGGCAUAGGGGCCCGAGUCAGCAGUACAGUGCAGAGUGGUGGCGUGUGUGCCUGUGUGUGCGUGGCGGGCCGCGGGAAGCAAGGACCUCAAGGUGCUGUGCCGUGCUGUGAGCUGUCGUGUGCCCAGGCUGUACUUGCAUCUGAUCCGCUAGUGUGUCGUGUGCCGCAGCGAACACUCACACUCACACCCAGCAAGAGAGAGUGGUAGAAAAACAAGUGCGUGACCGAGUGAUGUAGAGACUGGAGUGAGUUGGAAUCUUGUUAAGAAAGUUUCCUGUGCAGUAACAAGCAGACGUGCCCCGUGGUGACCAGAGGCUCGGCGCGGCCACUCCCACGCCAUGCUCAACGCUCUGGCCUUCUGACGGGGCGGACAUACCACAGGAGCUCCGCCAACAGCCAGCCGGCCAACCAGCCAACCAGACAUCGCCCCAACCAACCCACCAGACAGCCAGACAGACCUGUCCCUCCUUCCCUCCUGUCCUUCCUGCCCCUUCUCCCUUCCCUUUCGCACAAGCUUACUGGAGGAAACCCGCUCAUAUACCCAAAGAGGAGGGGUGUAUCCAUAAUCUUCUAGUCCCUCUCUCCCUCCUGCCAUCCUCUGCUGUUGCUUCCACUUCCCCUUCACUCUUCGCUCCGCCAUGGCCCGCGAGGGAGACACGGGAUGCUGGUGCUGCUGCUGGAGGGUGCUAGUGGUGAUGCUGGUGAUGAUGGUGGGUGCUGCCUCCGCCAAACUUAUCUAUGUGGAGGAGAAUCUACCACUACCGGGAGAGGAGUCACCGCCCGGGUCCCCAUGGCCACUGCCUCGGGAGUGGUCACAGUCGCCCCUGCAGGUGACCCUUGACCCAACCACCUUCAUCAUCUCCGCUGACCUCCUCGGCUGCAACGUCAUCGAUUACGCCAUCCACAGGUACCUGAAUUUGACCUUCAUUGGCGGGGACACAAAGGCUGACGUGGGCCUGCCAGUGCUGCCCUUCCUCAAUGUGACUGUGGCCUCAGGUUGUGACCACACACCUCACCUCAACCUAGAUCCCAAUUAUGAGUCCUACACCCUGGAGAUAACACAGACUGAGGAGGGUGUGUCUGGACGGCUGGAUGCUCACACAGUCUGGGGUGGCCUGAGAGGACUGGAGACCUUCUCACAACUGGUUCACAUCGCUGAGCCAGACAAUGUGUACCGCCUCAAUGUCACUAAGAUCAAGGAUGCUCCCAGGUUCCCUCAUCGCGGCCUGCUUGUGGACACCGCCAGACACUUCCUCCCUAAGAAUAUAUUGCUUGAUGUGCUGGACUCAAUGGCAUGGAACAAGCUCAAUGUUCUUCACUGGCAUAUUGUUGAUGACCAGAGCUUCCCCUAUGAGUCAAGAAUCUUCCCCAACAUGUCCCUCUAUGGUGCCUACACGCCUCGCCACGUCUACACACAGGGGGAUGUUAUGGAUAUUGUUGAGUUUGCAAGGUACCGAGGCAUCCGAGUCAUCCCAGAGUUUGACACACCAGGCCAUGCACAGGGCUUUGGCAAGGCUUUUCCUCAUCUUCUGACUCCUUGUUAUGGGGAUGGCAAGACAGCAGGCACCCCAAAGUAUCCUUUCCAUGCUGCUUAUGAGAAUCUUGACCCAACAAAUCCACAGGUGUAUGACUUCUUGAAAGCCUUCCUGGUGGAUCUGAAGCACACCUUUGUGGAUGGCUACAUCCAUAUGGGCCUGGAUGAGGUGUUCUUGCCUUGCUGGAAUAGUUCACCUGUUGUCCAUGAAUUCAUGGCCAAACACAACUACACGGAGGUGCGUGAUGUAGAACAGCACUAUGUAGAGAAGGUCCUGGAGCUGGCUGAGCUGACACCUCUCAACUACAUCACAUGGCAGGACCCAGCUGACCGUGGCACCAAGAUGCAAAACACAAGUGUGGCUCAGGUGUGGAAGGAUGUGUCCCUUUCGUCCAAGAUGCGAGGCUGGCGGGAGUAUGUGCGUGACCUGACAGAAGCUGGACACCAGGUUAUUGUCUCCUCCUGCUGGUAUAUCAACUACAUCACCUAUGGCCAGGACUGGAAGAACUUCUAUAAAUGUGACCCAACUGAUUUCCAAGGAACCCCACAGCAGAAGGCGCUGGUGCUGGGUGGCGAGGCGACCAUGUGGGGGGAGUACGUAGACGCCACCAAUCUGCUGCCCAGGCUGUGGCCAAGGGCAUCUGCCGCGGCAGAGAGGCUUUGGUCUGUGCCGCUGAGUGAGGCGCCUUCUGUGGACAUUGCAGCCUACCGCCUUGACCAACACCGAUGCAGGAUGCUAAGACGAGGCAUUCCAGCCCAGCCUAUCCUCAACGGCUACUGCGGGGAAUGGGAGGUGCCCCAGGUGGUUACUAUGUCGACACCCCCCACCGACUACCACCACCACCACAACUACCACCACCACCACCCCUCCACCGACUACCACCACUACAUCAACCACCACAACGACUUCUACUACUCCAUCGACAACAACGACAACUACCACUCCAUCCACCACCACUACCACCACUACCACCACACAGCCGACUACAUCAGCGACCAACCCCCCAGCAGAAGCUCCAGCAGGUGACCAGACGCAAGGGGAGAGCCAGGGAGACCAACCAUCCUCUGCUGCCACUACUGUAGCUCCGCCAGCAGCAACUCCUGCACCGGAAGCCACCCAGAAUGAGUCUACGGGCGGGGCUGGUACCCGGUGAAGGAGCAAUAUGGCAGCGGCUACUACUACAGGAGCACCGCCAGUCCUCCUAUCUCAUGCAUUUGCUGCCUGAUGUAUCCCCAGCCUCUAGCCCAUCACCCUCGCCGUCAGGAGGAAUCUUACAAUCACGAUAUGUGCGAUAAUUAUGACCUUGGACCUUGUGCUCUUCAUUUAUCAGAAUUUAGGGAUUGUCAGCGCCGUCUGUUAGUGUAAGGAAAUAAGUAUCUCAGCCAUGCCCCGCGCCAUGCCAUGCCUCACUCCUGCCCCUCCCUCAGUGUCCCAGUGCCCCGCCGCCACCCAGUCGCUCCUUUACUUAGCAACUCCAUCUGCCUUUCACUCGCAUUGUUGAAUACUGCAUUUACUAUUUUUGUAUUAUUCUUAUUGCAUAUACUCACGCAUCAAUUCGUAGGGCCCCAAGAGAGAGAGAGAGAGAGUGAGUGAGAGAGAGAGAGAGAGAGAGAGAGAGAGUGUGUGAUAUUAUUUUAGUGUUGCCUAUUGCGGUAACAUCUCUUGAACAAUAAAGUUUUGAGAAGA